CGACGAGUCCUUUGAAAAGCAGCGCUGCAAUUAGCCCGCUGAAAUUUCAGUUACGUAUUCUCCAUUUUCUGAGCCUGUUGCUUUUUGUUCACGAUGGCCGAAAGACCCGGAAUCCUUGCCCCGUUCCAUAUUAUCAGCUAUGGAACAUUGCUGGGAACUCAGACUUUUCAGACUUUCGUAGGCGGCAUUAUCGCCUUUAAAACCCUCCCCCGUCCCCAGUUUGCUGCGUUGCAAUCAUCGAUCUUCCCAGUAUAUUUCGGCCUGCAGACCCUUUUGCCCUUGGUAGUUGCUGCCACAUAUCCGGGUGAACAAUCAUUUGGUGGGUUUGGUCCUUCAAGUAUUUCCGGUGUUUUAGCCGAAGGCAACCGUCUCUCAACGUUGCUGCCAAUUGCCGUGACCUUUGUUAGCGGUCUCGCAAACAUGUUGGCAUUGGAACCUGCAGCAUCGAAGAUUAAAACUGAGAGGCAGCGACAAGAAUCUAUUGAUGGAAAGAAGUACUACGACCCAGGCCCGCAUUCAAAGGAGAUGAUGAGACUAAACAAGUCAUUUGGCCGUAUCCAUGGCAUUUCUACUCUGGUCAACCUUGCUGGAUUGGCGGCCACUUUAUAUUAUGGCAAGACCUUGGCCGGACGUUUGGUUUGAUCGACUAUCUAUGUUGCUGCAAGGUGCCGGUUCUGUUUAAACACUUCUAGGUCCAAUUUUCGUGAUAAUUACAACAUAUACAUUGGCCACUGCGGGGGGCAAAAGUCAAUAUGGCCGGCUAUGAUCUUGAUAAUUGAUGAUCUCUGCUUCCACAGACUGUCUUCGUGGCCUCUUGUUGACUUUUCCGGCUUUUUUCGGGGCGUUUCUAAUACUAAUGUAUAACAGCCCUGUUAUGCAUUUCCUUUACAUAAGUAUUCGCUUCUGAAUGCAUUCUCAAUUUUUGAUCCAUCCAUUUUUGCAAAACGGUAGUCGUCAGCAUUUUGAUAAUCCUAUCACUGGACACAAUGGAGCAGAUUUUUCGAGAUAUCCCCCCCGGGUAUGUGACUGGUUUGAGUCAAUGCCGCAUCAGCAUUAAAGUGUUGGAUUCUCAAGCCAGCAAGGUCUUCCAUAGCAGCUGAAUGUGUACUACUGGCUCCUAUGAUAUAUUGAAGGUUUCCUUCCAGCAGAACUUCUGUGGAAGGUUCCAUCACUCUAAAUUAAAACAAAUUGCAAGUGAUGUGACAACUUCCUCCAAAGUGAUUACUUCGUCACUCUGUAUGGAGCUUUCCGGUAUCAUUUCUAAGUUGUGUUCUUUUUGUGAGGUAUAAAAGCUUUUACUAUGCUUCACUUUCUUUCUUUUCUUUCCUUUACUCUCUACAAGCUCUCUUCAUUUUCUCUUCAAUCUACCAUCUUUCCAGUAUUGGUCUAUCUAUCCUCGACUAUAAUCCUUCACUAUCUGUCAACCAACAAGAUAUCUGCAUAUUCUUUCACUCUUCUGCCUAUUCUAGGAAACUUCACUAAUCUUGCAUACUCCGCUCUUCUUAAAGCUCACUUUAAACCCAUUUACCUUUCCUCAUUUUGGA
This is a messenger RNA of Coccidioides immitis RS, 1544 nucleotides long. RefSeq lists its product as uncharacterized. Bases 94 to 642 code for a protein of 182 amino acids. Lineage: Eukaryota; Fungi; Ascomycota; Eurotiomycetes; Onygenales; Onygenaceae. The record is from RefSeq and is a predicted model, not a curated record. The transcript is spliced from 4 exons.